Molecule: messenger RNA, 2853 nt
Organism: Columba livia (rock pigeon)
Lineage: Eukaryota; Metazoa; Chordata; Aves; Columbiformes; Columbidae
Gene: CDH3
Product: cadherin 3
Exons: 15
Coding region: 72-2618 (848 amino acids)
Biological process (GO): homophilic cell-cell adhesion; multicellular organism development; cell morphogenesis
Cellular component (GO): plasma membrane; catenin complex; cytoplasm
Molecular function (GO): cadherin binding; calcium ion binding
Source: RefSeq, a predicted model, not a curated record
CGGGGCGGGGCGCGGCGGGCGGCGACCGGAGCGGCGGCAGCGGCAGCGGCGGCAGCAGCCGCGGACGGGCCAUGCGGGAGCUGCGCUCCGGGCUCUGCCCGCUCUUCAUCCUCCUUCUUCUCCCGCUCCUGCCGGCGGCCGCCGCGCUCGCCUCUCCCCCGGCCCGGCCGUGCGUCCCCCCGGAGUUGCGCCGCGGGCCGCUCCCAGCACCAGCGAGCUCCGGGGCCUGCGUGGGGCUGUAUGGGACCGAGGAGCCCCAUGUUGGGGUGCAGGAGGACGGGGGACCUGUGCAGCUGCUGGGGGAAGGCAGGGUGCUUGCUGUCCCCCGCCGGGAUGCCAUCGGUCAGCCAGACCCUGCCCCUGUCCCCCUGCGGAGCAGGCGCUCCCCCCAGGAGCUACCCAGGGCUCAUGCUGCUCCCAGGAGGCGGAAGAGGGAUUGGGUGAUCCCCCCCAUCAAGGUUCCUGAAAAUGAGAGGGGCCCCUUCCCCAAAAAGCUGGUUCAGAUCAAAUCCAACCGGGACAAAGACACCAAGGUCUUCUACAGCAUCACAGGGCAGGGGGCAGACGCCCCCCCCGAGGGCGUCUUCACCAUCGAGAAAGAGUCGGGCUGGAUGAAGGUGACGCAGCCGCUGGACAGGGAGCGCAUUGACAAGUACCAUCUCUUGUCCCAUGCUGUGUCUGAGAAUGGCAAACCGGUGGAGGAGCCCAUGGAGAUCAUAGUGACAGUGACAGACCAGAAUGACAACAAGCCCCAGUUCACGCAGGAGAUCUUCAGAGGCUCCGUGCCCGAGGGCGCUUUGCCAGGCACCUCCGUGAUGCAGGUGAUGGCCACGGAUGCAGACGAUGCGGUGGAGACCUACAACGGUGUAAUCGCAUACUCCAUCCUCAGCCAGGAGCCACGGGAGCCCCAUCCUCACAUGUUCACCAUCAACAAGGCCACCGGCACCCUCAGCGUCAUUGCCAGUGGCCUCGACCGGGAGCGCGUGCGGGAGUACACGCUGACUGUGCAGGCAGCUGACCUGGAUGGCGAGGGGCUGACCACGACAGCGCUGGCUGUGAUCGAGAUUGCGGAUGUCAAUGACAACGCCCCCGAGUUUGACCCCAAAACGUAUGAGGCGGCCGUGCCGGAGAAUGCAGCUGGGCGGGAGGUAGCCCGGCUGGCUGUCACCGACCUGGACGAGCUGAACACGCCAGCGUGGCGAGCUGUGUACUCCAUCCUGCGUGGCAAUGAGGGGGGAGCCUUCGCCAUUGUCACCGACCCUGCCAGCAAUGAGGCUGUCCUCCGCACCACCAAGGGUUUGGACUACGAGGCCAAGAAACAGUUUGUGCUCCACGUGGCCGUGACCAACGAGCCCCCCUUCGCCGUGAAACUGCCCACGGCCACCGCCACGGUGACGGUCAGUGUGGAGGACGUCAACGAGGCGCCCGUGUUUGAGCCGCUGGUGCAGCUGGCCCGAGUGCCGGAGGAUGUGCCACCAGGGCAGACCAUCGCCUCCUGCACUGCGCGGGACCCCGACACGGCCCAGGGGCAGAGGAUCAAAUACCUGAUGGGACACGACCCGGCGGGCUGGCUGGCUGUGCACCCCGAGAACGGCCUUGUGACGGCACGGGACCACCUGGACCGCGAGUCGCCCUUUGCCAAAAAUAGCACCUACGCUGCCAUGCUGCUGGCGGUGGACGAUGGCUCGCCGCCCGCCACAGGCACUGGCACUCUCCUCCUCACCCUGCUUGAUGUGAACGACCAUGGCCCUGAGGCUGAGCCCCGGGACAUCACCAUUUGCAACCGCAGCCCCCAGCCCCAGGUCCUCACCAUCACUGACAGGGACCUGCCCCCCAACACUGGGCCCUUCCGCGCUGAGCUCAGCCACGGCUCGGGGGAUAGCUGGGCUGUGGAGGUCGGUGACAAAGAUGACACCGUCACCCUGUGGCUGGUGGCAUCACUGGAGCCAGAGCUCUACACCGUCUACCUGCGGCUCUUUGACCGGCCGGGCAAAGCCCAGCUCACCACCAUCACCGCACGGGUCUGCGACUGCGAGGGGCUGGUGCAGAGCUGUGCCCAGAGGUCCCAGCCCGCCACCGGCUUGCCCAUCGUCCUCGCCGCCCUUGGUGCCCUCCUGGCUUUGCUGCUCAUCCUGCUGCUGCUGCUGCUCUUUGUGAGGAGGAGGAAGGUGACGAAGGAGCCGCUGCUGCUGCCUGAGGACGACACGCGGGACAACAUCUUUUACUAUGGGGAGGAGGGCGGUGGAGAGGAGGACCAGGACUACGACCUGCGGCAGCUGCACCGGGGCCUGGACGCCCGCCCUGACGUGCUGCUCCGCAAUGAUGUGGCCCCCACCCUCCUGCCAGCCCCCCAGUACCAGCCCCGUCCUGCCAACCCCGACGACAUCGGCACCUUCAUCGAGGAGAACCUGAAAGCGGCUGACACAGACCCCACGGCUCCCCCCUACGACUCGCUGCUGGUGUUCGACUAUGAGGGCAGCGGCUCGGAGGCCGCCUCGCUCAGCUCCCUCAACUCCUCCGACUCUGACCGCGACCAGGACUACGACUACCUCAGCGACUGGGGCAGCCGCUUCAAGAAGCUGGCGGAGCUCUACGGUGGGGGGGAGGAGGAUGAUUAGGACCCCCCAGCCCCGCUGCCCCUCUGCCCCAUGCCUUACCUCUGCCCGUGCCUUGGGGCUGCCCCCUCCCACCAUGCUCCCUGCCUUGGCAGCAGCCCCCUCACCUUCCUCUCCUGUAUUUUUUUGUGGUUUGUUUUUUUUUUUUUUUUAAUGUAUGAAAUAAAGUAGUGUGAUGCUAUGGAUCAGGUGAGCGGGUGCUGGUGUAAGUUUUAAUAAAGAAUGUGGGUUUUUUAGA